Drosophila ficusphila is the source of this 3630-nucleotide messenger RNA. It is a transcript of the gene sktl, whose product is annotated as phosphatidylinositol 4-phosphate 5-kinase type-1 alpha. Lineage: Eukaryota; Metazoa; Arthropoda; Insecta; Diptera; Drosophilidae. Gene Ontology annotation, molecular function: phosphatidylinositol kinase activity. The transcript has 2 exons. Gene Ontology annotation, biological process: phosphatidylinositol metabolic process. The record is from RefSeq and is a predicted model, not a curated record. Bases 649 to 3057 code for a protein of 802 amino acids.
AUGGUUAAACGGUAGAGGUUGGCAGCCCUGGCUGCGCGAACGACUCAUCAACGGCAAAAAAACAGUUUUCUCCUUCUGUUCCGACGUAUUUUUAUUUUCACCUUGUUUUAAGUUCGCGAAGUGCAUAGCUGAAGUGGAAAAGUCGUGGGAAAAUCGGAUGAACUUUUCCGGGCGGACGUAUGUUGGUCCGUGAUCGGCAAAUUAAGUUGGAAAAUGCAAAAGUGCGGCCGCUUUGAAGUGGAAUUUUGUCGAUUGCCGCACGACGACGUCACCGCCAGUCACAAAUACAUACAGACACACAAGUAAAUAACCAGGUGUGCACGGAGAAUUCAAAUUCGUUGAGAUUGUUGUAAAUUAUGAAAGCAAUUUAUCAAGCGGAAACUGGAAAUCGAGAAAAGAGUUGGAAAAAAGGGGAAGGAAAAGGAAGAAGAACGAGAACAACAACUGCUAAUGAGGGAGCGCGAGUGAUAAACGCGCCUUGAUCGACGAAUACACAAAGAGAGCGAAAGAGAAAGAGAGAACUACCGAACUACAGAGAGAGCUCAAAUAAUAAUCUUUUAGCUGGAUACCUUCGGGGUUAUUCUGACCUUUGGCAGCCGCAUAAUAUUUCCUCGAGCAUUUCUGUAGAGCAGAAAUCGCCGAAGGAAAAUGGACACCCGCGUCGAACUUGAGCUGGAGCCGGUUGGCAAGCAGCGGCAGGAGGAGCAGCCAAAGGAUGAGCCGGAGGAAGAUGAAAGGGAAUCAAAGGAAAACCAGCUGGAGAUGGAGCAAAAAAGCCUACUCACUCCGGUGAAGACCAACCUGCCACCCACCGGAAGCCCCGCCGUUCAGGAGCUGGAGUCCACGCCCAGGACACCGCCGCCACCGAUGAGCGUGCAGCCGGGAACGUCUCGCCAGCUCUUCAGAGAGGCUGCAAUGGCCCAUGGAGGCCAGGAGAGCACAUCCCUGCUGCAGCAGGAGCUGAACAACAUAGCCGCUACCCAAACACCAGUCACGCGGCUCAGAAGUGCCAGUUCCACGCUGGACGCCAGUGUCUCAAGAAAUCCCUCAACCACCGGUGGCAAACACGAGAAGAAGCUCGGCCAUCGGAGAGUGGCGGAGGGUGGCGAAGUGACCUACAAGAAGAUCCAGUCCAAACAGAUCAUGGGAUCCAUCCAGCUGGGCAUCCAACACACUGUGGGCAGCCUGGCCAGCAAACCCAAGAGGGAUCUGCUGAUGAACGACUUCUGGGAAAUGGAAACCAUCUCGUUUCCCCCAGAUGGUUCCUCCAUAACACCUGCCCAUCACUACAGCGACUUCCGCUUCAAGGUCUACGCACCCAUAGCUUUUCGCUACUUCCGGGAUCUGUUUGGAAUCGCACCCGACGACUUUCUCAUGUCCAUGUGUGCCUCCCCGCUGAGGGAGCUCUCCAAUCCGGGUGCCUCUGGCUCCAUAUUUUACCUGACAACCGACGAUGAGUUCAUAAUAAAGACGGUGCAGAAGAAGGAGUGCGAGUUCCUGCAGAAACUGCUGCCCGGUUACUACAUGAACCUCUCGCAGAAUCCUCGAACGCUGCUGCCCAAGUUCUUCGGCCUGUAUUGCUUUCACUACAACUCGAAGAAUGUGCGGCUGGUGGCCAUGAACAACCUGCUGCCUUCGGAUAUUAAAAUGCACGCCAAGUACGACCUGAAGGGCUCGUCCUUCCGCCGCAAGGCCUCGAAAGCGGAGCGCCAGAAGGCGAGUCCCACGUUCAAGGACCUCGACUUUGCGGAGCACCACCCGAACGGCAUCUUCCUUGAGACGGACAAGUACAAUGCGCUGAUGAGCACCAUCAAGCGAGAUUGCAUGGUGCUGGAGAGCUUCCAGAUCAUGGACUACUCGCUGCUGGUGGGCAUCCACAAUCUGGACCUGGCCGCCAAGGAGAAACGCGAGGAGCGGAUCCUGAAUGCGCGCGCCAAGCUGCAGCGCAAGGAGAGCGCCGCCCAGGGUCCUCCGUCCUUGAAUCCCGAUGACGAUGCUCCGGAGGCAGAUCAGAAUCAACUCCAUGCGGUGUCCUCUUACGCCUCCAUUCCGGGCACUUCCGGAGGAGCCGCUCUGAACCGCACACGCAGUAUGAAUCGCCAACGGUUGGUGGCACAUUCGACGGCUCUGGAGUCGAUUACCGCCGAUAUGGAUGUGCCGUUGGAGGAGGAUGAAGACGUACCCGCUGGCGGUAUACCGGCUCGUUCCGAGAACGACGAACGGUUGAUUCUGUACAUUGGCAUCAUUGACAUUUUGCAGUCGUACCGCUUGGAGAAGAAACUGGAGCACACGUUCAAGAGCAUCCUGUACAACGGGGACACGGUGUCCGUUUGCCGGCCCUCUUUCUACGCCAAGCGCUUCCAGGACGCCAUGGGCAAGCAGGUGUUCAAGAAGACGCCCACAUUUCCACUGAAACAUUCCCCCUCCAAGCGGAAAACGUCGACCACCCAGCUGCGUUCGCCCGCCUCGCGAGUUCCGCUGCUGAGCACUCCGAUCCAAGGGGCUCGUCAGGCGGUGCCGACGAUGUCCGGCAUGUCGACGCCACCGCCGGCCUUCGACGACAUCUCCGAGGAGGACAUCACCGCCACACCGACGAGCACGCUGCAGCUGCAGCAGAGGAGCAGCAGCCAGACGAACAACAACCAGGGUGAAGCGGAGGUGAUCACCGCGAGGGGCGGGAGCAGCACGACGGGCGGCAGCGGGGAGCCGAGCAGCACCUAUCACACCCAGUACUCCUACGACAGCUCCGGACGGACGGGCAGUGCCCUGACCAGCGACUACAGCGACGACGAGUCCACGGGCACGGACCUUGGUUCCCGGUCGCCGCAUCAGCACCACCGCACCCAUCGGCUGACCAAGACGAGUGUCCAGGUCACGACGGUGGGCUACGUGGAGGAGGUGGGCGCAGCACCAGCGGGCGAAAAGGAUCUGGUGCACGCGGAUGUCAACGGCAAGGCCAGCUUGACGACCACCACCAUGUUGACGACCACAAAGACGGCCCACAUCCAGGCGCCCAGCUACACAUCCACACUCGUGCUCAACGACUUGCCGCGUUGAUAUUCGGAGCGGGAUGGCGGGGUCUAAAGUUAACCAGAUGAGGAGGAGGAGCGAUGUUCGUAGCCCAUGUGUAUGUGUGUCUGCAAGGUGGAAACGCCACUCCCCCUCCAAAAAAAAAAAUAACACAAAAACGAAAUACUGAAAACGAGCUCGUUUAUCAUGAUUAAACACAAAAACCAAAAGCGAAUACGUAUUCGAUAUUAAAAUUUAUGUGGCGCCCGUGCUAAUUGACUGCCAACCAGACACGCCCCCUCUUACACACACACACACACACACACAUGCAGCUGGGGUUUCCCCCUCACCCUAUUAAAAUUUAUAAUUAUUUCGCUUCUUUUUGGUUGUUAUUUCCGUUUUUGUGUGGCCUUAACUGAAGUGUGUUUUAAUUUCUGAAAUUAGUGUGUACAAGGAACAAAACAAAAACUACUCGAUUGAAAUUGGGAUUAUGGUUGGAGAAAAGACGAUGUGAGAACACAAUUACUGUCUAUAUGUGUAUGUUGCUGUAUUAUAAAGUGCGUUUACGUAUUCUAAGAUGCUCAUGUAAAUAAAGGAACGAGAAUAAAUAUAUUAACGAUA